CCGGUACUCGGCCGGAGCCGCCGACGCCGGGGGUCUGGGGACGGGGACUCCCGGAGCAGCCAGGGCAGCGGUGAACCACCGCUCCCUCGCCAGUCGCCACCAUGUACUUCUCUCCGACAAACAGCCGUAAGCAGCCGAACCUCGGGAUGAACAAUGGUUCACAAACAAGAAAGUCUAUUAGCUUUAUUGGCGCAGCCAGAGGAAUGCCAACGAAAGGAUUUAUUACUACAAAUCAAAGCAGAAUGGCUCUGUCAAAAACCACACUUACUCAAUCUGACGUGAAGACACUAGAAAAAAUGAAUACUCCUAGCACAAAGACAAUACAGGUUUUUGAUAUAAAUGGAGUUGAUGUUACUCCCCGGCCUCUUUACCAUCCAGAUCCACAUGUUAGUGCGACAAAGCCGAGUAAAUUGUUGACAUCACAAGAAGGAUCACUUGGAUCAGACUUUAUAGCUUCCUACAGUCUUUAUCAGAACACAUUGAAUCCUAGUAUGUUAGGACAAUUUACAAGGUCAAUUUUAGGAAGUAGUACAGUAUCUAAGUCAAGUGUAUCAACAACCGAAUCAAUAGCAGAAGACAUAGAAGAACCAUCCUUUAAGCGAGAAAGACUGGCUAGUUUUACAGAUUUACAAGUUAUGAGGGCAAUACAUGAAACAAUUAUAACAAAAGAAGACCUGGAGAAAAAUAUAGAUAUAAUACUCACAGAGACAGAAACACUGAGAUUGUUUGACCUGCCAACAGUCAUGAUCUCUGUAGAAUCGGAUGAAGCUGAGGAAGUGAGGAAGAAAAACAAGAAUUAUGAAAUGCUUUGUAGAAAUAGACUAGGCAAUGACUUAUAUGUUGAAAGGAUGAUGCAGACUUUCAAUGGAGCACCAAAGAAUAAAGACGUUCAAUGUGAUAAAAUCGUAAUGGAAGACAAAGGUAUAAUGUCCACUGCCUGGGAUUUGUAUGAUUCCUAUAAUGCUCUGGAACUUUCAACUUCAGCAGCAAAACGACCUGCCAUUGAAUCAGCUAGCAAAGCAAGUGUUCUUUCUAAAGACCGGGACCAAAGAUUGUCAGGGAAUACUGUGGAAAGAAAUAGUGAAGCUAGCUCUCUAAUGGAUAUAGAAAAUGUAAUUCUGGCUAAAGUCCAUGAAGAUGAGGAGGACCACUCAGAAGCAAUAUUAAAAUCUGACAAGUUUCACCAGGACUUAUUUUAUAUGGAACGAGUAGUAAUGGAAAAUAUAUUUCAGCCAAAACUUGCAGCUUAUCGUCAGCUUCCUAUUUUUAAAGAACCUGAACCUGAACAUCUUAGAGAUAUUUUAGCAGGUGAAAAGCAUGAAGAGGUAGAAGAAGAUGUUAAAAAGGAGGAGGAAGAAGAAAUAGAAAUAAGUGCAGCACAAUCAACAAUACCAGCCAAUUUGGAACGACUUUGGUCUUUUUCUUGUGACUUAACCAAAGGCCUGAAUGUGAGCAGCCUUGCCUGGAAUAAAACAAAUCCAGAUCUUUUGGCUAUUGGUUAUGGGCACUUUGGAUUUAAAGAACAAAAAAGAGGAUUGGCUUGCUGCUGGUCAAUAAAGAAUCCUAUGUGGCCAGAACGUGUUUAUCAGAGUCCAUGUGGAGUUACAGCUGUGGAUUUUUCAAUUGGAGCACCAAAUCUUUUAGCAGUUGGCCUUCACAAUGGUACAAUUUUAAUUUAUAAUGUGCAGAGCAACAGUAGCACUGCAGUUCUGGAUAGUAGUGAAUCACCUCAGAAACAUUUGGGACCUGUAUGGCAACUACAGUGGAUAGAACAAGACCGAGGAACAACAGGUGAUGACAAAAGAGAAAUACUAGUGUCUAUAUCAGCAGACGGAAGAAUCUCCAAAUGGGUUAUUCGGAAAGGACUGGACUGCCAUGAUUUGAUGAGAUUGAGGCGAACUACUUCUGGCAGCAACAAAAGAGGAAUAGAAAAGGAAAAGAAAGGAGAAGCCUUGAUAUCUCGCCAGGCUCCAGGAAUGUGUUUUGCUUUUCAUCCCAAGGACACAAAUAUCUAUUUGGCUGGCACUGAAGAAGGUCAUAUUCACAAAUGUUCUUGUUCAUAUAAUGAGCAAUACCUAGAUACCUACAGAGGGCAUAAGGGUCCAGUGUAUAAAGUAACAUGGAAUCCAUUUUGUCAUGAUGUAUUCUUAAGCUGUUCAGCAGACUGGGGUGUAAUGAUAUGGCAACAGGAGAAUCUCGAGCCAUUUUUGAGUUUUUAUCCAACCACUUAUGUUGUUUAUGACGUUGCCUGGUCACCAAAAUCAUCUUAUAUAUUUGCCGCUGCAAAUGAGAGCAGAGUGGAGAUUUGGGACCUUCACAUAAGCACUUUGGACCCUCUGAUUGUGAAUGUGGCUAAUCCUGGGAUUAAGUUCACGACUGUUCUCUUUGCCAAACAAACUGAUUGCCUUCUGGUGGGUGAUAGUGAUGGACAGGUCACUGUGUAUGAACUGAAAAAUAUGCCUACUACUAUGGAUUCUGGCCGGGGAAAUAUAAUAUGUACUUUGCUUGGACCAAAAUCAAACCAACCAGGAUAAUUCAUCAUUCUUAAUAUCUUUCUGUUGUUGUUUAAAGAAAAAGGAUCAGUGUUUAACGUUCAUUCAUUUGUAUUGUAUGCAGCAAGCUGAGAUUUUGAUUUUUAAAAACAAUACUUGAUGCAUAACCUCCAUUUCAAUUUAAAGAAAUUUUAUUUCACAUAUAUAUGAUUAGUUUGUAACAUAAGUUAACAGUGGUUCUAAAUAAGAGUUUUGUUAGAUUUUCUUAAUUUUUCUAAAGAUGUUUCUACUGUAUUUCUUGGUCACAUUCCAACUAUACAUAAGGACACUUAUGACUUAUACAAUGUCCAGAUAUGUUAGAAAAUCAUUCCCUUAGAAGUAAAACUUGGAAAUUAUUAAAAUUACUUAAACCAAAAUCUUUUUGACAAAAUUGGACUGACUUUUAAAUCUUCUGCUUUUCAAACUCUAUUUUCAAGAAUUUAUAUAAUUACUAUAUAAUAAUGCAGUCAGUUAUUAUUAUAAUAAGAACAGCAGAUUCUCAUACCCAACUUUUAAUCAAAACUUUAUCCUCCUAGAUCUGAGAACUGAAGCUGUGGAACUUUAUUAGGCUAUUUUAACAAGCACAGGUUAUAACUGCAAGUAUUAGAAUUGUAUUGUUUAGCCAACAGGCAUUACACUAACAGUUAAGUGACAAAAGUAAAUCUGAGUCACAUCAGGACACCCUUAUCUGCAUGCCUAAAAUCUGCUGUAAAAUUUAAGCCCGGAUUUAAAUGGACUCAGAGAGAAAUUAGAAAGUCUGUGAUCUACAGGCCACAUCAGGAUGUUAUUUCAGGAAGGGUUUUAAAGAGAGGUGGUGGAAAUGGGGGUGAGAGUAGGGGGCAGUGACUCCUCCAAAUAUAGAUUGUUAGCAGGUUAUUCCCUGGAGUUUGUUUUAGCAAGUUCUGAGUUUGUUAUUUGAGACCAUAGGACAUUAUGGCCUAUUCUACAAAGCAUUCUAAGUGCUGAGGAGAGGAUAAGACAUACAAAACUCUUAAUGCUCUGGAAAAAAAUAUUAUGUAUUAGAAACUGCAGAUGGAAUCAGUUUAAUGGUAGAAACUACUAUUUAAGAAUAUCCAUUUCUUCAAAAUCUCCAUUUCCUUGAAGCCAUUCUUUAAAUAAAAGCAAGGCAAUUUUUAAAUGACUCACGAUGGAUGAAGUCAGUUUUAAAGGAUUUUGAAUUUUCUACUGGUGUAAGUCAUUGUGAUUAUCUUUGUCUUUCUGAAGGGUUGUACUUUCCACAACAUUUUGUAUAAGAAAAUAAAAACCUGAUUUGAUUGAAAAA
Molecule: messenger RNA, 3813 nt
Organism: Oryctolagus cuniculus (rabbit)
Lineage: Eukaryota; Metazoa; Chordata; Mammalia; Lagomorpha; Leporidae
Gene: DNAI4
Product: dynein axonemal intermediate chain 4
Biological process (GO): cilium movement
Cellular component (GO): axonemal dynein complex
Molecular function (GO): dynein light chain binding; dynein heavy chain binding
Source: RefSeq, a predicted model, not a curated record